Durio zibethinus is the source of this 690-nucleotide messenger RNA. RefSeq names its product adenylyl-sulfate kinase 3-like. Lineage: Eukaryota; Viridiplantae; Streptophyta; Magnoliopsida; Malvales; Malvaceae. Gene Ontology annotation, biological process: sulfate assimilation. Gene Ontology annotation, molecular function: adenylylsulfate kinase activity; ATP binding. The record is from RefSeq and is a predicted model, not a curated record.
AUGUCUACUGUGGGAAAUUCAACCAAUAUAUUUUGGCAAGAAUCACCAGUUGGGAAGCUUGAAAGGCAGAAGCUCCUUAAGCAAAAGGGCUGUGUUGUAUGGAUCACGGGUCUCAGUGGAUCAGGAAAAAGCACACUUGCAUGUUCACUAAGUAGGGAACUGUAUACAAGGGGAAAGCUAUCUUAUGUACUUGAUGGAGACAACCUUCGACAUGGUUUAAACAAGGAUCUUGGUUUCAAGGCAGAAGAUCGAACAGAAAAUAUACGCAGGGUUGGUGAAGUUGCAAAGCUCUUUGCAGAUGCUGGUCUAAUCUGCAUUGCCAGUCUAAUAUCUCCGUACAGGAAAGACCGUGAUGCAUGCCGUGCAAUGCUGCCGGAUGCUAAUUUUGUAGAGGUUUUCAUGAACAUGCCUCUGGAAUUGUGUGAAGAGAGAGAUUCAAAAGAUCUUUACAAGCUCGCACGUGCUGGAAAGAUUAAAGGUUUUACUGGCAUAGAUGAUACUUAUGAACCACCAUUUAACUGUGAGAUAGAAAUAAACCAGAAAGAUGGAAUUUGCCCCACACCAGGUGCUAUGGCAGGGGAAGUAGUUUCUUACUUGGAGGAGAAAGGAUAUCUGCAAGAUCAGUGACUAACUUUCCGUUGGCACAUACUCAAGUGUUCUCAAAGGUGGUCACAUUUAAAACAUUACUUG